AUGCCCAUCUGCGCAUCAGCUUCAGUCAAGACGCUGAGAGGCGGACGGCCGGCGAGAUCGGCCAUGCAGCCAGAGAUAACCUUUGGUGUGGCGCGUACCGUCAUUUCAACCGAGCGAGGUUACCGCGACUUUUCUACUAGCUCCAACAUUGUUGCCGGCCGCUUGACGCCUCGAAAGACUGACCAAAUUUCUUUUCUCGAAAAAUUCAAUUCCGCUCUUUACCCUUGCUCAAAUCGGUUUGCUGGACCCAUCGCUCAUUCGGAGACGCGCCUCUCGUUGUGGGGGUUGAAAUCCAUUAGUCUACAGCCUGGCAACCGUUUGCUAACCCUUGAGAGCAAAAUUCGCGAGGGGGCAUCGCUUCAAGACUCCAGCACCCAAGGGAACCGGAGAACGCAGAGAGGCCUUCAAACUUGGCUUCCUCCACCGUGGUCGAUCCCAGGCUGGGGCGCUCCGGGAGCUCCAAUCAAAGCUAUCUAUUUGGCUGCAUCUCUAACAGGCGCAAAUACGUAUUGGAAGUUCAGGCGCGGAAUGUCACUAUCUUCCGGCUCUCACGCUAUAAUCACUGUUUUUGAACUGCCGUUGUAUUUCUCACGUUUGAGUCGAGUAGCAUCAUGGGCUGAGAUCGAUUCGAAGACUUACCGAAACGCUGACCACGACCCACUACGAUCCUCGGUCGCCACGCCUGUAUUUGUUAGAGACACGUUGCGCAUUAAACCGAACGAUGAGCUAGCUCCUGCGCGACCAGUCGAACGCUUCGCGAUUAUCUGCAUCAAAUCGCUGCAUGAGCAUAUGUCAUCGCUCUGGAGCAUCAUGCCCUAUCGCGCGCUAUCCCCUCCGAUACUGCUGCACCCCAGCUUUGACGGGGGCCUCUAUACUAAGUGCGCGGCGAUGAUCGUGUUCGAGAAGAACCCAACUAUUGCCCAGUCCGGGACGACGUCCGCCUACUUGAAACCACCCGACAUGUGGGCAUCACGGCCCAGAACGACGCCGGUCGUCCAAGAGAAGAGAUUCCCUGUUCCCGGCGCCAGUCGACCUGCGCUAAACCUUAGCCUUAUCAGCGCCCAGAUGAGCCAAUCGGAACCCCGGUCGUUUUGUCAGAGCAAAAUGUCAUUUUCCUUCUCCGCUAGCGGGGGAGGGAUCCACUUCGGGUGCGUUCGCUCCUUUCCGGCAGUCGAAAAGGAUUCUACGGAUAUGAGGUUCAGACAAGUCGAGUCGGCGUUGCAGAUUGAUGACUUGCUUUUGAAGAGAGCAAGUGACUACGUGGCUUUGGACGAUCGAAUACCGAGACCUAGAAGAGAGGCUUCCUUUGGUGUUAUCAGGAGAAGCUUGAACUGGUACAACUUACGACAUUACGAAUGUAUUCGAGGUGCAAGGAGUCAGAUCCGUUCCUUUGUCAUGAUGGAGUCGACAUCGUCCUGCAUUUUGAUCGCUUCAGACGCAGUGCGCCAAGUUCGGUUGAUGCAAUAUUUAUCAAAUGUCAAGCGUCUCUACCAGCUUGGCCAAGACCUAGCGUAG
Colletotrichum lupini is the source of this 1515-nucleotide messenger RNA. RefSeq lists its product as uncharacterized. The coding region runs from base 1 to 1515 and encodes 504 amino acids. The transcript is spliced from 12 exons. Lineage: Eukaryota; Fungi; Ascomycota; Sordariomycetes; Glomerellales; Glomerellaceae. The record is from RefSeq and is a predicted model, not a curated record.